This is a messenger RNA of Cuscuta epithymum, 989 nucleotides long. The record is from the annotation of a GenBank genome assembly. NCBI's taxonomy places the organism in Eukaryota, Viridiplantae, Streptophyta, Magnoliopsida, Solanales, Convolvulaceae.
UUUUUUUGAGUCAAUCAGGUCUAUGUACUGUCAAAAAAUGACCAAAUCAGUAAUUCAAUAGGUUGUCAACCGGUUGUCCGGUUGACCGCCUACGUGUACAUCCAUCUGGCAUUUUUUACUAUUUUCUUUUUUUUCUCUCUUCCUUUUUUUUCUCUUUUUUCUCUUUCUUCUUUCUCUUUCUCUUUUCUUCUUGGUCCGCUCAUCCUCUGGUCUGCACUCAUCUCUUCCCUCCUUGCAACUACAGAUCUGGUCCGGUAGAGAAGGCCUGGUCGUUGGAGAUUGACAGAUCGUUCUAUGGAAUAGGCGGAGGUAGAGACCGUGGAGGUGGAAGCCGGGGGCCGUGGGUCCGGUGGUAAUGGUGACGGCUAUGCAAGCCGACGCGGCUGGAGGUCGAUUCAAGGGGAAGGACGGAGGAGGGGAAGGCGGAUGGUGGUGGCUAGAGAGGCCGGGGCGGCGGAGUUUUUCCGGUGGGAGUAUUGGAGGAGUGGUUCCGGUGGUAUUUUUUCCGGUGGGAGUUUUUCCCGUGGGAGUAUUGGAGGAGUGGUUCCGGUGGGAUUUUUUCCGGUGGGAGUUUUUCCCGUGGGAGUAUUGGAGGAGUUUUUCCGGUGGGAGGAUUGGAGGGUUAUUGGUGCGACUAGACAGAAAGAAAAUGAAGAAGGAAGAUCGAGCAGGAGAAGAAGGAAGAGAAGAGUUGGAGCUGCGAAGGAGAAGAGGUGCGACUGAGAAGAGGUGGGGAGUUGCCGACCAAGAAGAAAGAAGAGAGGAAAAAAAGAGAAAGAGGGAAGAGAAAAGGGGAAAAAGAAACAAAACUAAAAAAAACAGUAACAAAAUGCCACGUGGGACAUCCACGUCGGUGGUUAACCGGUUGACUACCGACUAAAAAUCUUAUUUGGUCGUUUUUUGAUAGUUUGUGGACUUGAUUGACUCAAUAAAAAAGUAGAUGGACUUAUUUGACACUUUCCCCCUUUUUAUUAUCAACUAUUCACGUA